Molecule: messenger RNA, 5078 nt
Organism: Saccostrea cuccullata (small rock oyster)
Lineage: Eukaryota; Metazoa; Mollusca; Bivalvia; Ostreida; Ostreidae
Exons: 28
Coding region: 27-4286 (1419 amino acids)
Source: RefSeq, a predicted model, not a curated record
CCUUGGAUUUAAAUUAUUGUUUGACAAUGUCAAUUCAUCGAGAGGAUCCUUCCAAAAAAUCAGACAAAAAUCCAUUCUCAGUGGACUGGAUUAAUUCCUGUUAUCAACAGACGUUACUUCCAGAUGCACCAUGGCAUGCGAUGGAGGCCAAGAUUGCACAAUCUCUGGCCAGUAAGGUGGAGAAACAGUUCAGUAAACCCGAGAGAAAGGAGGCCCUGAUUCAGACCCUGGGGGAGGUGUUUGUAGAAAAGUACCUCCCCAAGGCCACAUGGAACCCUCAGAUACUGGAACCUCCCAAUAUGACUGCCAUGGAGAAACAGAAGAUACUGAAGGAGGCACAGGCCUACCUCAACAGCCAAGUGUAUAAGUGUGUCAAGGAGAAAGGCUACAGUGUCAUGUUAGGCAAAAAUCUCAACACAAGCACUACUCAGCCCAAUGAGUACGAGCAGUUUCUACAGCAUACAUACAACAUCUUUCUCAGAGGUUUGGAGAGGGAAGAGUAUAAACAGGAAAAUGAUCUCAAAAAACAAAAAGAAGAUGAGAUAAAGCUAGAGAACAAACUGAACAGAAUGUUAAAGAUUCCAGCCCCAAGCCGCGUCAAACCGACAACAGCUGUGUCAUCGGUAUCCUCCGGCUCUACAGAUAAACCAAACUCAGCCACAAUACGAGCUGGUAAAAAUAGUGGCAUGAUUCAUAAAGUUGAGGGGGAUCCCCCGCCCCUGUGGGGGCCUCAGAGUGAUCUGAUUGGUCGAGCUGUACAAGCCAUUCUUCAGAGGGACCCUAGAAAGUACGAUUACGUGGCUGGGAAGAUGCAUGGUCGUCAGUUACCUGGCUCAUUAAGGACAUUCAUGUGGUCAGAUGAACUCUUCAGAGAGGAGAGGAAGAAAAUGCCUGAAGCGAAUUUGGAGAAAAUUAUUCGAGAGAGAUUUGGAAAAGCAGUCAGUAGAGGCAUUCAGGAAUUAAGAAUCACAAGAGCCACAAACUCACCAAUAGCAGGCUUGAUUGAAACAGCAGUCAUUGAGACCUACAAUAAGACGACCAGUAUGGUAGCCUUUAAGUCCACAGACCACAUGAGGGAGGCGUCGCGCGUGCUGAACAUUCUGUAUGUUUAUGACAGAAGCUAUGAGCCCUACCUCAUCCACUGGUUGUUUCCACUCCAGAUAGCGUUCCAAGCUCCAUCAGAAAAAACCACAGAGAAAGGGGAACAUGUGUAUGAGUUGGCAAUGUACCUUGACCUUUUGAACUCUAGCUGUUUUCCCACCUGGCCACAAGUAUUUGCCAUUGCUGAGCAGGUUAUGAUGACCUUGAGCUUGUCUGACCCUGACCUUUACACUCACUUGAAAUCCAUUGCCAAGACAAAUAUGAAGGUCAAUAAAAAGGAGUUUCUGAUGCAUCUGAUAAGUUCGGAGAAGGCCAAAGCCGAGGAACUACUGAAGGCCACCCCUGGGAGUAAGAGGGAGGAGUACAUGUCAAAUGAACUGUUGGCUGACCCCCUCGUCUUCAUCAGGAGAUGGAUUGGAGAGGGUUUUGUGAGUGUGCUGGACACCCCUGCUGUGAUGUACAUCUGGGACCAAUGCUUCAUGCAGGGCUGGCAGCCCAGUGUUCUGAAACACUUCAGUCUAGCCCUGCUGGAACUACUCAGGGAAAAGUUCAUGAAUGCUCGAGAUUAUAUGCAAAUGAAGGAGGUUUUCCUAAGAGAAGCUUGUAAACUGUAUACGGUGGACGUCCAGAUGGCCUGGAUUCAUCUGGAAAAUGGGAAGGAUAUCCUGGAAAUUCCCUACCUCAACAGACAAAGGCCAGGUACACCUGGAUCAAGGCUGGGACAGGUACAAAGUGCCCCGCCCACCCCUGGUAUCCCAGGAUUCCUCAACCCCUGUGGGCUUAAAGACAUCAUACUUAGACUUAUCAUUCCUUCUGAGGUGGUUGAAAGGGAACAGUGGUUGGCUAAUGUAGAUGCUGAAGGUCUGCAGAUCCACACCCAUGCCUACUUUGGAAGUGUUAAGCUCCGAUCUCGUCUCUCUAUGGGGAAAGCUGUCACAACAUCCAUAACAAAGGACAACUAUGGAAAUACUAUAUAUGAGGUUCAUUUUUAUGAGGACAAGUUUGUAUUUGACAGUUUGGACAUUUCAGAACUGGAUGUUGAGAGGGAGUUAGGUGCUUUUCCUUACGCUAUUGUUCGUGUGGAGUACAGGAAGCCAGGCCCAGAGGCAUUAAGAACCAGUGUACCGCUUGGCUGGGCCAGAAUCCCUUUGUUCCAGCGUGCGUCCCGUGGGGGCAGGUCCUCAGUCGACUCUCUGGCUAAUGUGGAGUGGUCUCUACAGGACGGGGACUUUGUGUUCACGCUCCACCCCGGGGCACUCCCCCAGAAUCUGAUCUCGUCAGAUACAGCCUCCCCUGUACCAGAACAACAGGAAGACACUGUCCUUGGAUAUAACUCAGAGGUGGUGGUUAUUGUGUAUGAUCCUCGCAAUGAGCCUGAGGGUAGGGCCAGACCUAAGGGGGUGACUCCUAUCCCCACACUACCUGCCGGGUCCACCAAUCAGGUACCACCACUGGCUACCCACUCCCCACGACACAGUCCAGUCCGAAAACCUAGUCCCAAACCCAAGCCUGCUCCUAGAAGGACCCCUGUUGUUAAGACCCCUAAACCCCAGGAUAGUGAGGAGCCAUGGGUCGAGCCUAACUCCACCACCAUGGCUAGUAACCCCAUGCCCACAGGUUUGUCAGAGGCAUUUGACUUCUACAUUGACAGUGUUCGCUUCAUUCCUGAUAACUCCUCAAUGAUUAAGGUGACAGGGCUGAUUAAGACGGCUAAUGACGCCAAACUUCUCCUGGCCCUACCCCUCCUGAACAGUCCGGCCCGAUGUCCCAUGUUUGACUUUAAACUGACCGUUAAUGACCAGAAGAAGAAGAUGGACCCGGACAUGGUCAUCUUUCUGAGGGUUUACACUGAGGACGUGCUCACGGACAAAAUCUCCGUCAUUGGCAGCUGUUUUGUUCCAGUGUUCAAGGAUGGCAAGUUAAAUGUAGGUGGUACACAGCUGAGAUUGAGGAAUGGGGUCCCUCCCACUAAAGCCAAGAAUCUGGUUAAUGACCUAGAUUCCUUCCCGGCUGUCCCAGCCUGCUCCAUCCUAAUCAGACUUCUGCCAGCACAACAGGGAGUAGUCCCAAUGCCACCCUAUUCCUCUGGUUAUUACUUUUCGGAGCCAGCCCGCCCCACAGUAUCAGAACAGAGGGUGUUCAGCAGCUACAAGGAACAUUUUAACUAUCCCAAAUCAGUCAGGGAGAUGAUUCAGAGAAUACAACAGUCUAAUGAGGUGGCAGUCGAUGAAGAAGACGAUGCGUUACUACAAUGGCUUCAGGAUCAGCUGGAUGUUAAAAAACAGGGAGCUAAAGCGGUGGCUGACAACCUUCCUCUGGCUCAGUCUGUCAGGUACAGGGUCAAAAUGGGGCUCAAUGCCAGAGUGGUCCAGGCCUAUGGACUACCAGAUGGCUACUACGUCCACUGCUUUGUUCGGGUCUCCCCGGGAGAGAAGGUGCUAGAUAUGGAGGAGACUCCAGAGGGGUACGGAAAGGAAGAAAAGUUUGUCACACUGAAGCAUGAUUAUGACAGCUUCCAAAUUGCUCCUAAAUUUCUUGAUGACCACAAACUGUUACACCCUUUCUAUGACAAUUACUCCUGCCUGAUUAUUCAGUUGUUUGGUUUGGACCUGAUUUACCGGAUGAAACCAGAACAUGAUGUACCAGGAACCCUCCACUCCAUAAAGAACGGGGACCUGGUUCUGGGGGAUGAACAGAUCCUGGCCUGGGGGGUAGUGCCCAUGUUUGAGGGAAACUGUGUAGCCUCGGGAACACAUGAGGUUCCCCUGUUCAAAGGAAAGCCACCGGUAGGAAUUGUACAGGAGUUCACUCAAAGGAAUGCCAAAAAUGUAAUUCAAUCAUGGAAGUGGGAGAAAACCCAGAAAAUGCCCAAUGCCAGCUUGACUGUCUCACUGUGGGAUGGUCAUUUUGAACAAGAUGAAUUACCUGUAAACCCUACCUUUAAGUACCUGUUAGAAGCUGCGGGGACUCAGUCCACAUACCUUCAGGGGAGGAAACCACCACCAAAGAAUGCCAAGAAAAUCUCCAACUUUGUGGUGGAUAAUUUGGAGCAGAAAUACAAGAAACUGGGGACCAACAGUUCAGUGUAUGCCACAGAACAGAAGUUCUUUGAUGACCUCAUCACAAAAACCUUCUACAAUCUUGUGGAGGAUGCUUUGAUGAAUGCUGGAUAUGGCCCACUUUAGAACUAAAGGUUGGCAUACAAUUCUGGCUUACACUGGCAUUACAUAGCUAGAAAGAAAAAAACCCAUUAACAGCUUUAUUGAACGGUGUUCAAGCACCUGCAUUUUGACCAUUAUUUGGAGAGAUGCCUGUUGAUCACAGACUGGAAUACUGCAGUGUUGGUCACUUCCUGUUUUCAUUGUGAGAAGUAAAAAGUUAGAUCAAAUAGAAAACAUACAUUGAAUUAACAAAGAAAUAAAAAUUAAAAGGUAGGCUGAUUUUAAAUUAAUGACAUGUACAUACACCCAAUACAAAUAUAGAUUUUUUAAUGGAAAUAAAGAUUGGUCAUUUGAAAUUUUUAAAAAAUGAUUAUGUUUAAGAUAUGUGUUUCAUUUUUUGAUAAAAUUCUCUUGUAAGAUGAAACAUAUAAAUGCCAAUUUAAUGAUGUGAAUAAUAUUGUUUUAGAAAUGAUUGGAGUGAUAAAUUUGAUUAUAUGGUUUUAGAAAUAGAUACAUGUAAAAUUCUUCAUGUACAUUUAAUUGUACAUUAGAGUAUGGAACUGUAUGUAUGGAAGGUUAGGAUCUGUGUAUGCUAGAUUAACCUAAGAAACUUUCCUAUUUGUAUCUGUAUUGUCAUGACUGGUGCAAUUACAUGUAUGUGUAUUUUUAUUUUUAGUUCACAUAUACUGGUUGUGAGUAGUUUUUUUUAUUAAUAAAAGGAAGUUAAAUGAAAAAAUGAUCACCUAUAUAUAUUGAUUUUAUUGGAUUUGAUUUCAUUUUAUUGACAUGGAAGUCAAGUGAAGAGCAUUUAACAAG